Molecule: messenger RNA, 1531 nt
Organism: Eupeodes corollae
Lineage: Eukaryota; Metazoa; Arthropoda; Insecta; Diptera; Syrphidae
Product: angiotensin-converting enzyme-like
Exons: 7
Coding region: 1-1398 (465 amino acids)
Biological process (GO): proteolysis
Cellular component (GO): plasma membrane
Molecular function (GO): peptidyl-dipeptidase activity; metallopeptidase activity
Source: RefSeq, a predicted model, not a curated record
AUGGCUUCCGAUGAUGAUAUUCCUAGCUAUGAAAAUAAAACUAUUGAGUUGUCUUAUUUCCCGGAUAUUCAUAGUAUUUUCGAAACAAGCAGCGAUCCUCAAGAAUUGAAAUACUAUUGGAAUGCAUGGAGAAAGAAGAAUCAGAAAUGGUCACUGAAUAAUUUUUUGGUAAUGGUAAAUGUGAUAUUUGGACCAAGAAAUGGCAGAACUAAAUUUCUACACUUCUGUUUUUCCUUUAAAGGAAUUACCGCAUAUGAAUUCUGGAUGCAGGAUUUCAAUAUGACCCAAAUGGAUGCAGUCAUGAUGCAGAUUCAGCCAUUUUACUUGCAGUUACACGGUUUCAUUCGUCAUCAAUUGAAUAAGAAAUACGGAGAUUCUAUUAUCAGUACCAACGGCCCCAUUCCUGAUCAUCUUUUUCAACAGGUAUUGGCUCAAGCUUGGACCAAUGGCAGUGUUCUUGAAGAAAAUUUAACCCACAAAAAUCUUCCAAAAUACAAUGAAAUUCUAACCAAACAUAACUACGAUACAAUGAAGCUCUUUAAAAUGGCUAACAAAUUCUAUGAAUCAAUGGGAUUCGAAGCAAUUCCAGAAAGCUACUGGGGUACAAGACUAAAAAUGAAAUCAGAUGAAGAUGAAGGCGAUUGCAAGGCAACUAUAUUAGCUGGAUCUUCAAAUGUGUAUAUGCAAUAUUGUCAUAAGAUGGAUUUUAGAACAUUCAUGCAGGCACAUGGCUACUUGGCUGAAAUUCACGUUGCUCUUGAAAAACCGAAUCUACCUGCUUACUAUUCUGAUUCAUACGGUAUGGAGUAUGCUAUUGGCGAGGCAGUUAUUUUAUCAGCAUCUACUCCAAAGCAUUUGACUGAUAUUGGAUUGCUUUCUGAUUUUGAAUUUACCGAAGAACUUUUAAUGAACAGACUUAUGAGGCUGAGCAUUCACACUAUGCUUAACAUACCCCACUAUUGGGAACUCAUGGACAAAUAUGUUGGUGUUGGGCCACCAGGUGAUCGUGUUAACAACACUUUUGAUUUCCCCUACUUGGGGUUAAAUGAAAACAUACAAUCAAGAAAAUUCAAUUCCGAAAUAUUGAGCUAUCAAUUCUAUGCAAAAUUGUGUUCGAUAAGUGGGAAAUAUCCGAAGGAUCAUUUGCAGAAAUGUGACUUUUAUGGAAGCAAUGAGGCUGGUGAUGCCUUAAAGAAAAUGAUAAAACUUGGUUCGUCAAAACCUAUCGAAGAUGUAUUGGCAGCAAUUUUACCUGAAGAUCCAAAACUAAAUGCUGAAAGUCUUUUAGAGUAUUAUUCUUUAGCUUUAAAUUGGUUAAGUGUUUACAAUCAAAAAAAUAAUGUCAACAUUGGUUGGAUACAUUCUAAUAGGAAAAUUGGAAGUGUGAAACUACCUUAAGAAGAUUUUAGGCACAAUUGUUUCGACUUUUUCAUUAUAUAAAAAAAUGAAUAACGAGCAUGUUAAUAGGGACAAUCAGGAAUGAAAGACCUAAAAAUAAAAAGUACCCCAUAUAAAAAGCUCAAAGAUUUAA